AUUAGCAAACAUGGCCGAUCGGGGAUUUUUCACUGUUCCCGUUUUAGUUUUGUUGUUGGCGGCGGGGUUUGUAUGCGGUUAUUCGCUAACCCGAACCGGGUUGGUGUGGUUAGUUCCCCUCGUCGUUGCCCUCGCAUUGUUGUGUGUGAGAGCACGACUGGGGUCCAACGCGAGCAGUCUCAACGCCUGUGUGCUGGUUCUGGGAGACAUCGGACGCAGCCCCAGAAUGCAGUACCAUUCUCUGUCCCUCAGCAAGCACGGAUAUAGCGUAACAUUAGUUGGCUUUCUUGGUACAAAGCCUCACCGUGUUGUGCUUGACAAUGAGAAGAUCAAAAUCGUCCCAAUUUCAGAUGUUCAAGGGCUAACAGUCGGGCCAACGAUUUUCCGCUACGUUGCAAAGGUUAUUCUGCAAUCGCUGCAGCUGUUUUAUGUGCUGCAGAAGAUUGAUCUCCCAUCCUAUGUUCUCAUGCAGAACCCUCCAGGCCUGCCCAGUAUAGCUGUAACAUGGGCUGUCUGUGUGGUACGGGGCAGCAAGUUCAUUAUUGACUGGCACAACUAUGGGUACACUAUUAUGGGACUCACUCAUGGAGAGAAUCACCCCAUUGUACAGAUUGCAAAGUGGUAUGAAAAGUUUUUUGGAAGGUUUUCUAAUCACAACCUUUGCGUCACCAAUGCCAUGAAGGAAGAUCUGCAGAAAAACUGGAGUAUUAAGGCUACAACCCUUUAUGACAAGCCUCCAUCAAUAUUUAAAGAAGCCAUCUUGGAUGAUCAGCACAGGUUGUAUGUGAAGCUUGCCAAGGAUCAUUCACUGUUUAGGAGAGAGCCUGUAGGUGAUCCUACCGAGGAAAGAACUGCAUUCACAGAGCUGGAUCAGAGUACAAGGACUGCGAGACACAUCACUCACCGCCCUGCUUUACUGCUUAGUAGCACCAGCUGGACAGAAGAUGAAGACUUCUCCAUUCUUCUGAAGGCUCUCGAAGAUUAUGAACAGUUUAUCAACAAUGGGGCCACAUUGCCUUCGCUGGUGUGUGUCAUAACAGGCAGAGGUCCUCUGAAAGAAUACUACAAAACACAGAUUAAUAAAAUGCACUUCAAACAUGUUCAGAUUUGCACACCGUGGUUGGAAGCAGAAGAUUAUCCAGUCUUGCUAGGAUCUGCUGACCUUGGGGUGUGUCUCCACAAAUCGUCCAGUGGCCUUGACCUUCCUAUGAAGGUGGUGGACAUGUUUGGCUGCUGUCUCCCUGUCUGUGCUAUACAUUUCAAAUGCUUGCAUGAACUUGUGAAGCAUGAAGUGAAUGGAUUGAUAUUUAAAGACUCACAAGAAUUGGCUGAACAGCUAAAGACACUGCUGGCUGACUUUCCUAGCACUCACAGCAAGCUGAGUACCUUCAGGAGGAACCUCAGGGAGUCUAGACAGCUUCGGUGGGAUGAGAGUUGGGACCAGACUAUUCUUCCUCUUCUGACAGCUGACGCGUAGCACAGUGGCAAAAUUGAAAGGGGUCCCAGGCACCCAAAUGUGGACAUAACGCCAUCUCAGUUUUAAAUGACCCUGCAUUAACCACACAACAGCAGCCACCAGAUACUUUAUACUUCAUAUUAUUCCCAAUUUCAGACCCAUUAACCAUGUGGUAUACAAAACUUACAAAGUUGUGUCUUGUUUCUCCCUAACCUGUGAAAAAAGUUUAAAUUCUAAAACUGCAGGCAGCUUCCUAUUUACAUUGUUAAUGUGUAAAAGGUGCCUGGCGGUAUGGACAAUUCGUGGAAUGAAAGUAGGUUGGACUUAUACUGUAACAAUGAAUUUCUCAUGAUGUUUACAAUUUAUGUUUGGAUAAGGGUUUCCAUAUCAACAGCCUUAUAGACUAGGUCUGCAAGACUUUAGCCAUGUUGAAGCUGGCAGGUGCAGCAGCACCACUUAACAGAUGACCAGAGUGGCAUGCUUUAGCAGUUCUAGAAGUCUUGUGUUAAUACAGUUUGCUAGAUGACUUGACUGAGGCUACAAUGUGCAUAUAUUGUAUUUGUGAAAUAACCUGUUCAGUGUCUAUUGCUUGAACAAAAUUAAUGAGGCUGGCAUUAAAUGAUUACCUUGUUAUUAUAAGUCAGUGCUCUUCCUGUCAUUCCAUGAUAAUGUUGGUAAGAUUAUAUGUUGAAAUUUACCUGUAGUGUAAUUUUAAUUGCAACCAUUACAUUAGACCAGUUGCUUUUUAUUUUGAAACUUUCACUGUGACUGAUGGAGAAAUGGAAAUGUAUGCUAGGUCGUACACAGACACCACGUUUGUUUGUGGAGUGUAAUUGCAGUGCCAAACGCUGUUGGCUCGGGAUUGUUUACCCAACAUGGCUUCUGAAAACUAAUUUACUGCAGGGCUCUGGAAAAUGGGACUGAAUGACAACUCGUCCUGCUGUGACCUACAGAGCUCAAAAAGCCAUCAACAUCUCCAGGGCCACUGCUACAGCAUCCUAAUUGUUCCAACUUCAAAAAAAAAAACUAUCUGCAGCAAAGUUAGACUGUCUGCCACGCUCUGCUGCUUAUUUAAUACCAAGACUGUCAAGGAAAACUCAUAGCUGUCAAAAAAAUAUCCACAGAAAAACAGCACGUCAAGCAGUCUGCAAUCUUAAAUUACAUCACGGUGCAAGGAUGGUCUGUAAUCCUAAAGAAUGUACGCGAGGCAUUUCCUUAAUGUACGGACCAUGUCAAGGCUGUCAGGUGUCCUUGGAGUUGUGCAAUGAGUUGAAAAUGUCUUAAGACAGUACUUCUCGCAACCUCCUCAAAGAUAUUUCUGACUGCUGUGACAGGUUUGUAGUGGUAAAUAAUACUUCUUCACAGCUGCUAAAAUUCUAGAAAUAUAAAAAGAUGGCUACAUCACAGCUCUUGUUAUAUUUACUACUUACUGAGUUCUGUAUUGUAGAGGCUUUACGUUGUGGAUUGUUGAUGCAAUGUGAACUUCAGGAAUGCUGUCUGAAGCAGCCCAACUAGACAGCAGACAAUCUCUGGAUCAUAAACCACAUCCAAAGAGAAUAGCAAGACAGGAUGAAGUUCUAAUAUUACGUUAUAUAUUUGAAUAGGUUAUAUGUAGAUUAUUUAGUUACAGGUGAGUAGAUGUCUUUUUAACCCAUGAAACAGGCAUGUGUAGAUUAAGAUGAAGACAGACAAAACCAUUGAUACUAUGAAGAU
This is a messenger RNA of Polyodon spathula (Mississippi paddlefish), 3169 nucleotides long. It is a transcript of the gene alg1, whose product is annotated as ALG1 chitobiosyldiphosphodolichol beta-mannosyltransferase. Gene Ontology annotation, molecular function: mannosyltransferase activity. The record is from RefSeq and is a predicted model, not a curated record. Bases 11 to 1477 code for a protein of 488 amino acids. NCBI's taxonomy places the organism in Eukaryota, Metazoa, Chordata, Actinopteri, Acipenseriformes, Polyodontidae. The transcript has 13 exons. Gene Ontology annotation, cellular component: endoplasmic reticulum.